Molecule: messenger RNA, 528 nt
Organism: Grosmannia clavigera kw1407
Lineage: Eukaryota; Fungi; Ascomycota; Sordariomycetes; Ophiostomatales; Ophiostomataceae
Product: asp glu racemase
Exons: 2
Coding region: 1-528 (175 amino acids)
Molecular function (GO): racemase and epimerase activity, acting on amino acids and derivatives
Source: RefSeq, a predicted model, not a curated record
AUGGUAGAAACCCUCUGUGACGAUGAUCUAGAUGUGACUGUACACUUUUCACAUUUUUGCGUCACCAAGAUUGCGCUCUCGGAGGACUCGAACGCCCAGUUCACGCAAAGUGCGAUGCUCGAGGCCGCACAGCUAUUAGCGGAUGCUCAUGUAGACAUUAUUGGACGGAGUGGUACGUCAGCGACAUGGCUUGGAUUCUCCACGGACGACGCACUCUGUGCCACCAUAGAGAGUGUUACCGGAAUUCCGGCAAUGACCUCUAUCAUCGCCUCGAAUGAACUGCUCAAGCGUCGAUCAAUCUUCACGGAUGUUGGUCUGGAAAUACAGCUUGACGCCAUGGUUGCUCAAGUAGUCAGAAAUGGGGCAACGACGGUCCUUGUGGUGCGCACCAUCUUACGUGCUGCCCAGCGGGCAAAAUACUGGGAGUCGUCGCAUGGGAUACAGGUCCUGGACUCGGUCGCUACAGUGGUUUUCCGAAUGAUGCAGAAACUCGGCAUCAGCACCAACUCAGCCUUUCUGGAUCGCUAG